UUAAGUUUCCAGUUCAAUCAAUAUGAAGUACUUGUUCGCUUUUGUAAUAAUACCAUUACUCUACGCAGAAAUUGCGUUUGGGUUUGAACAUCCCGAAGCCUUCUGCAUAAAGAAGCAUAAGGAUACUGAUUUUGAGUGCAUUCUCCAUUGUAAAUUCAAGUACUACAACUUUGUUGAUGAUAAGUACAACAUUAAGGACUAUCACAUUCGGAAUUUAGCUGACUUCUUGAUUAAUUACAAUGUGGUUCCUGCUAACAAAAGGAGAAAUGUGGAGGCACAUCUUAGAUCCUGUGUGACCAAAUCGAUUAAAAAGCAUAGAACACCGAGUUGUGAUAGUAUUUUCAGUUAUUAUACGUGCAUAAGUGAUGAAAAGUUGAUCUACUUUAAUGACUACGAUAACGCUAUUAGGCGUUACGACCAAACGCUUACAGUUGUAACUAGAAAGAACUAGAAGUUCAAAUAUAAUAAAAUUUGCAAACUUUGAACUUUAA
Phlebotomus papatasi is the source of this 491-nucleotide messenger RNA. RefSeq lists its product as uncharacterized. The transcript has 3 exons. NCBI's taxonomy places the organism in Eukaryota, Metazoa, Arthropoda, Insecta, Diptera, Psychodidae. The record is from RefSeq and is a predicted model, not a curated record. Bases 23 to 451 code for a protein of 142 amino acids. Gene Ontology annotation, molecular function: odorant binding.